UCACAGGAUAAGAAAUUUUGGCUCCGGUAAUUGUUUCAGGGGUGUGACAGUAAUUACCAAUAACCCAGGGAACUUAAAGCUAUUUUAGCUCAUCUCAAGGGGUGUAGGUUUAAUUUUCCAUUUAAUUCAAGAGUCAUGACUAAACUUUAUCAAUGAUAAAACUGGAAAAACCCUUCAUUUCAGUAAAGAAACCUCCUCUCCGCCGCCGCCGCCGCCGCCACCACGUAGCAGCGGAGAUGGCACUGCAUAACAUAGAUGUGAUACCCCACCAAUUACCCUUCGACACACACGAAAUAUUCGAGGUCUGCGUGUACAGCACCAUGGUGCGCACAACCGUCACACGCGCCCCCGAGAUCGUCUCCCAGUGGAUCUCCGACGUGGUGUCCGCCAACAACUCCCGGCGCAUCGGCAAGAUGCUAGUCGGCGUGUGCGUGGAGUGGCGUCCAUUCUUCAAUCCGAGCACAAACAACCCGCCGGCGGCGACGCUCCAGCUCUGCGUCGGCCGGAGCUGUCUCGUCUACCAUCUGAAUCCGAUUCACAUCUCCGGCGGCGGCGGCCCCACCAUCCCCUCGUCUCUGGUGAAUUUCCUGGCAAACCCUAACCACACUUUCGUCGGGAUCGGCGUGGAACAGGAUGUGGAAAAUCUGAAGCGGUGUUAUUCGAUUGGGUACGGGAUGAAGGCGGUGGAUCUGAGGAAUCUGGCGGCGGCGAGGUACGGGAUGAGGGAGCUGGUGAGUGGCGGGUUGAAUGACGUGGCGACGAUGACGGUGGGGAUGGAUGUACGGAAGCCGGAGGGUUUUUCGCUGAUGGAAAACCAGUGGAUCACCCCCAAUCUACUCUUUGCUUGUAUUGAUUCUUUUGUUUGCUUUGAAAUUGGCCAUUUUUUUAAUGCUUCUUCCUAAAAAUAUUUAAUAAAUAAAUAAAAAUUGGUACUAAGGUAAUAAGAUUUUGUUUGUAGACCAUUGAAAAUUAGAUGCUACACUUUACUGAAUUUGUGAGUUUGAAUUGUAAAUCGGCACAUAAUCGCACACAUAUAUGUAUUUGUGCUUAGUGGAUGGUUAUUUAAUCAAAUUUGCUGUUCAAAGCCAUCUGAUGUAAAUAAACAAGUGUAACAACAUCUAACUUCCCGUUAUGGAUUGUGUUGUACUGUA
Molecule: messenger RNA, 1151 nt
Organism: Erythranthe guttata (spotted monkey flower)
Lineage: Eukaryota; Viridiplantae; Streptophyta; Magnoliopsida; Lamiales; Phrymaceae
Product: 3'-5' exonuclease
Cellular component (GO): cytoplasm; nucleus
Molecular function (GO): 3'-5' exonuclease activity; nucleic acid binding
Source: RefSeq, a predicted model, not a curated record